Messenger RNA from Mus musculus (house mouse), 1765 nucleotides. RefSeq names its product ankyrin repeat domain 1 (gene Ankrd1). The record is from RefSeq and is marked validated. The coding region runs from base 64 to 1023 and encodes 319 amino acids. Gene Ontology annotation, biological process: positive regulation of DNA-templated transcription; cellular response to lipopolysaccharide; positive regulation of apoptotic process. The transcript is spliced from 9 exons. Lineage: Eukaryota; Metazoa; Chordata; Mammalia; Rodentia; Muridae. Gene Ontology annotation, cellular component: nucleoplasm; nucleus; cytosol. Gene Ontology annotation, molecular function: RNA polymerase II-specific DNA-binding transcription factor binding; DNA binding; titin binding.
CCACAGGGCCAGUUCCAGGGGUUCAUCCACAAGAGAGAAAAACAUAGACUCACGGCUGCCAACAUGAUGGUACUGAGAGUAGAGGAGCUGGUAACAGGCAAAAAGAACAGCAAUGGGGCCGCAGGGGAAUUCCUUCCUGGGGAGUUCAGAAAUGGAGAAUAUGAAGCUGCUGUUGCUUUGGAGAAGCAAGAGGACCUGAAGACACUUCCGGCCAACAGCGUGAAGCAGGGGGAGGAACAACGGAAAAGCGAGAAACUGCGAGAGGCAGAGCUCAAAAAGAAAAAACUAGAACAAAGAUCAAAGCUUGAAAACUUAGAAGACCUUGAAAUAAUUGUUCAACUGAAGAAAAGGAAAAAAUACAAGAAAACCAAAGUUCCAGUUGUGAAGGAGCCAGAACCUGAAAUUAUGACUGAACCUGUGGAUGUGCCGAGGUUUCUGAAAGCUGCGCUGGAGAACAAACUGCCAGUUGUAGAGAAAUUCCUGUCAGACAAGAACAGCCCCGACGUCUGCGAUGAGUAUAAACGGACGGCACUCCACCGAGCAUGCUUAGAAGGACACUUGGCGAUCGUGGAGAAGUUAAUGGAGGCUGGAGCCCAGAUUGAAUUCCGAGAUAUGCUUGAAUCCACAGCCAUCCACUGGGCAUGUCGUGGAGGAAACGCAGAUGUCCUGAAACUGUUGCUGAACAAAGGAGCCAAAAUCAGUGCCAGAGACAAGCUUCUCAGCACAGCGCUGCAUGUGGCGGUGAGGACUGGUCAUUACGAGUGCGCUGAGCACCUCAUCGCCUGCGAGGCUGAUCUCAAUGCCAAGGACAGAGAAGGAGACACCCCACUGCAUGAUGCUGUGAGGCUGAACCGCUAUAAGAUGAUUCGACUCUUGAUGACCUUCGGUGCGGACCUCAAGGUCAAGAACUGUGCUGGGAAGACCCCCAUGGAUCUGGUGUUGCACUGGCAGAGUGGAACCAAAGCAAUAUUCGACAGCCUCAAGGAGAAUGCCUACAAGAACUCUCGCAUAGCUACAUUCUGAGAAAAGAGACUCAACAGGAGCUGUUCGCAGGCAUUUUUAAAGCAUUUCCCAACAGAAGAGCAACUAGCAAUAAAAUCCAGCUUUUGUUUGCCAGCCAAAUAGGGAGAGAUGCUCAAAGAAGCUUCAAGAAAGCACUGGGUUGUAGGUGUUAAAAUAUCCUCUAGUGAUGUUCACCACUUUUAUUUAUUCCUACCUAUUUAUUUAUUUCAUAGCACCAGUAUUCAGGCUUUCAUGAACAUCAUUUUGGGGGAGCAAGACUUCAUCUGUAUGUACAUUCAGAGUCUUCCCAUAGCUCUUAAACCGUGUGGGUGAAUGGUGUCUAAUUGCACCCCUUUGUGUUCUCACUUGCAUAAAGCUAUUCAAGGUACUUUUUAAAAGGCAAGGGUUGAUCCCCGCAGCCCUUCUCUGAAUUCUCACUGCUGAUAUCUGAAUGAAGCAACAGAAGGCACGCAGUAACGCAGACGGGAACGGAAGCAGUUCCGCAGGACUGGCGCGGAGGCUCGCCACCCACCCACAGAUUUGGUUCGGUUUGGUUGUUUACCAGAUCACAUGAUGUCGAUGUCCCAAGGUGAAGGCAACGUCAGGAGUGCCGCAUGUAGGGAGAUGGAGGGAGUAGGCAAUGGGGCCAAGGAAAACUGAGUUCGAUGAAAGAAGAAAUCAAAAGGACACGCGCUGUAAAUGUAUAAAUGUAUAUUGUGUUGUAUGUAUAUUUUAUAUUUAUAAUAAAUGCAAACUAAUUCUC